UUGACCUUCCCUGCAGAUGACGUCCACAGCUCACCUGACCCGGGCGGAGUGGUGAACACUAAUGAGGCCUUCUGCACCGUGGUACAAACUCGGCUUGCGGAUCACAGACUCCUGUUCUCCGGGGAGGUGGACUGCCGGGAUAAAGACCCAAAGGCUCCGGCUGCUCCUGCGUGCUAUGUCGAGCUGAAGACUUCUGCGGAGAUCUGCACCCCGAAACAACGCAGCAACUUCCACAGGUUCAAACUGAUCAAGUGGUGGGCUCAGUCUUUUCUCCCCGGGGUCCCUCGGGUUGUGGCCGGUUUCAGGGAUCAUGAAGGAGUGGUCGUCGGUGUGGAGACUUUUCCCAUCUCUAAGAUGUCACAUCUCAUCAAGAAUGAACACAACUGCUGGAAGCCGACAGUGUGUAUGAACUUUUGCUGUGAUUUCCUCUCGUUUGUGAAGCAAACAGCUACUGAAGACAAUCCCAGCGUGGUGUACCUGUUCUGCUACGAGCCCCACAGAGAUGUGACCUUCUCCAUCCACAGAGACUCCCAGUACUCCUUUCUGCCUCGGUGGUAUUUGGAGGGGAUCACCAGAAGUCAAGACUAACAGCAUCAGUCCUGA
This is a messenger RNA of Labrus bergylta (ballan wrasse), 603 nucleotides long. The record is from RefSeq and is a predicted model, not a curated record. NCBI's taxonomy places the organism in Eukaryota, Metazoa, Chordata, Actinopteri, Labriformes, Labridae.